Molecule: messenger RNA, 7208 nt
Organism: Macrobrachium nipponense
Lineage: Eukaryota; Metazoa; Arthropoda; Malacostraca; Decapoda; Palaemonidae
Product: phospholipid-transporting ATPase ABCA3-like
Exons: 36
Coding region: 318-5852 (1844 amino acids)
Biological process (GO): lipid transport; transmembrane transport
Cellular component (GO): membrane; intracellular membrane-bounded organelle
Molecular function (GO): lipid carrier activity; ATP hydrolysis activity; ATP binding
Source: RefSeq, a predicted model, not a curated record
GCUUAGCCUUAUUCCCAAAAGCUCUGAAAGGAACGGAGACAAUUCCCUGAGUAUUGGAGAAGGCUGAUGGAUCUAUGAUAAAAAAAAACGACAGGUUCGUGAACGCUGAGGAGAGAGAGAGAGAGAGAGACACUACUUUUAUUUACUGUGAUGAUGAAAAGUGUGUAUCUGAAAUAGCUAAUCUGGAUCGUCAUAAGUGUUUACUGCUGUGUGGAGUCGUUUAGAAAUGCUUCGUUGUAAGUCUUUUGUAGUGAAAAUACGACGGUAAUAGUUAAGCUUCCCUCAGUCGUACUUCGCCUCUUCUGUCUGGACACAAGAUGGUGGUGUCGGCGAGAAGUGUGAGUUCGGGAUGGGUUGGGAAAAGGAUGGAGAACAGCACAUCGGGGUUUCAAAAAUUCUGGCUCCUCUUAUGGAAAAACUGGUUAUUACAACGCAGACGAAAGAUUCAGAGUGUCAUAGAGGUAGUCCUGCCCAUCGUCUUUUGUAUCCUUCUGGUUGUGAUAAGGGACUUAGCACCUUCGGAAAACUUUCCUGAACCAACGCAUUACAAACCCUUUGAAAUCAAGGAUUUGCCAGCUAAUUUGACGCCAUCAAAAGCUGGAAUCUUCGAGAGCUUUGCAGACGCAAUAUUGGAUGAUUUUGCAGAACUCCGAAAACGCUCAAUUAGAGUUGAAUCCGAGUCGGAGAUAAGCAGCCUUCAGUCAUCAUUUCAUCAUCAGCCUGGACAUCCGUUUCCUACGAGGGAUGUUUCUAAAUUAAGCAGUGCAAGACAUCGAAAAAAGAGGUCCUACUGGUUUCUGAACAUCUUUAAUUCAGCAUGGCCACUAGCUUAUUCUCCAAAUAACACUGUAGUGAAUGAGUUGAUGCAGAUAGUAGCUGACUUGUUAUUUGUUAAUGUAGAAGGUUAUGGAUUCCGUACCGAGCGAGAAAUGGUUGAACGCUUGAUUACGACGACAAAGAAGGAAAACAGCACUUCGGAGGAAGAGGGGGUUGAAUUAGAGGAUGUUUUGGGCGGAAUUGUUUUUACCUGUGAUUUCCCGAAAAAUAACACUCUGCCUGAAAAAAUAUCCUAUAAAAUUCGUUUAAAAGGGGCCUUGAGAAGUGGAAAGAAGAGAAACCCAUUUGUUCCCCCUCCCCAGUGGUUGACAGAGAUCAAGUACCCUCUGUUUCAAGUCCCUGGUCCGCGUGAUCGGACUAAAGAACGGGGCGGAAGACCUGGUUACUAUGAUGAAGGGUUUCUGAGCCUUCAGUAUGCUGUAGAUACUGCCAUAAUUCGGAUGUUAAGUGGAAAGGAUCCAAGAGUGUUUUUGACCCUGAAGAUGCAACGAAUGCCGUAUCCGCCAUUUAUUGAUGACAAAUAUUUGGUGGCGUUACAGUCAUGGUUGCCUUUUGUCCUCUUAGCCUCAUAUAUUUAUCCUGCCAUCAAUAUAGUCAAAAGUGUUGUGUAUGAGAAGGAAAAGAGACUUAAGGAAUCCAUGAAAAUGAUGGGAUUACAGAACUGGCUACAUUGGUCUGCUUGGUUUAUUAAAUCAUUUAUUUUUCUGGCUACAUCUACUAUUUUGAUAACCAUCCUUUUGUGUGUCAGAUGGCAAGGGUCAAGCAGUUUAGCUGUUUUGAAUAACAGUGAUCCAAGUCUUGUUUUAGUAUUUCUGCUGACGUUUACCACAUGUUCGAUAGUUUCCUGUUUCUUUUUGUCAGCAUUUUUUUCCAAAGCAAACAGUGCAGCCACAGCAGCAGGUCUUGUUUGGUUCUUCACUUACUUUCCAUACAUGGUGCUCCGCAGUCGGUACUCUACGUUAACUCUUUCCAAUAAAUUAGUGUUGAGCCUUCUGCCAAAUACAGCUAUGUCCUUAGGGUGCCAGAUUACCUCAAUGUUUGAAGGUGUAGGCUCAGGCAUCCAGUGGCACUUAUUCUUCACGGGAGUGUCACCAGAUGAUCAUUUUACAUUGGGGCAUGUCUUUGGAAUGCUUAUUUUAGACACUGUUAUCUUAGGACUGUUGACAUGGUAUAUAGAAGCUGUCUGGCCAGGAGAGUAUGGAGUGCCUCAACAUUGGUAUUUUCCAUUCAUGGCAUCAUAUUGGAAAGGCCAGUCUGUGAGAAAAGAAGAAAGCAAACCUGUUAUGUCAACUACUCAAGACCCACAUUUUUUUGAGGCGGAACCAAAAGGGCCAUCAGCUGGAGUCAAAAUUACAGGUCUUACUAAGGUUUUUAGAAGAGGUCGUAAAGUUGCAGUAAAUGAUGUAUACUUGAACAUGUAUGAUGGGCAAAUUACAGUCUUGUUGGGGCACAAUGGAGCUGGGAAGACCACACUCAUGUCCAUGCUCACAGGUCUUUUUCCACCUACAUCAGGCACAGCAAAUGUGGGAGGGUAUGACAUUGUGACAGAGAUGGAAAAUGUUCGAAGUUCUCUUGGCCUUUGUCCACAGCAUAAUGUCCUUUUUGAUGAGUUAACAGUAGCUGAGCACAUCAUAUUUUUUAGUAGGUUGAAAGGCUUCCCAGAUGAAAAAGCCAAAUCUGAAGUAUCUCAUAUGGUGAAAAAACUGAAAUUGGAAGACAAAAUUGAUUCCAUGGCGAAAACUCUCUCUGGAGGAAUGAAGCGCAAGUUGUCUGUUGGAAUUGCCCUCUGUGCAGGGAGCCGCGUUGUCUUCUUAGAUGAACCUACCUCAGGAAUGGAUCCUGGUGCUCGAAGACUUAUAUGGGAUCUACUGCAGGAAGAACGGGCCGGCCGCACUAUCCUUCUCACAACUCACUUCAUGGAAGAAGCUGACCUCUUAGGAGAUCGCAUUGCCAUUAUGGCUAAUGGAGUUAUUCAGUGUUGUGGCUCCUCUCUGUUUCUCAAAAAGAAUUAUGGCACUGGUUAUCGCCUCAUCAUUGUGAAAGAGAAAAACUGCAAUGUUGGGGCUAUUACACAAGUCAUAAGAUCCCACAUUCCAGAUGCAGAACUAGAUCAGAAUGUUGGUGCCGAACUAUCAUAUGUCCUCCCAAGUGCCGAUGUCUCUAACUUUGAAGCUUUAUUUUUGCAAAUUGAAAAGCAAAAAGCUGCUCUGAAAAUUUCAAGCUUUGGUGCCUCACAGACUACUAUGGAUGAAGUAUUUGUUAGAGUUGGUGAAGCUGUUCAUCUGGAGAAUUUUUCACACUUGCACAAGAAAUUACAUCAUGGUGAAUACAACAAGACACCAAAUGUAGCAGGAAACCACCAUGAAAAUGGCUUAUUGGUGAAUAAAUCCAGCAGUAAUUCAAUUGAAGAAAUACAGAUGACUCCUACAGAAAAUGGAGCUAAGGACAUAGCCUUGAAUGGAUUUGACUCUGCCUCACCACGACGUGUGCCAUUGCAAAGAAAUACUGGAUGCUUUUUGAUAAUUCAGCAGUUUUGGGCAAUGCUCGUUAAGAAGGUACUUUACACGUGCAGGAAUAUACGACUUACUAUUGCCCAGAACAUUAUCCCAGUCGCCUUUUUAAUACUAGCACUACUUGUGAUUGAAACUAUACCAGGGGUCAAUGAUUCUCCUCCACAAGUGACCUUUACAACUAAGAACUUUGAUGGGACAAGUACUAUGCUUCAAGUUCAGAAUCCUAACAACUUGACGAGCUUGCUUGUGAAAGCACUGGAUUCAUCAAUUAAAUCACCAGAUAAAAUACAUUACAUAGAGCCCAGUAUCAAUUUUUCAACAGCAUUAUUACAGCAGGCUGAAAAAGACCUACCAACAUUCAAUCUUCACUGGAUGGUUGGGAUUCAGAUGGUUGGAGAUGAUCUUGGGGGAACUGCAACUGUUUUCUUCAAUGAUCAGCCUUUCCACAAUCCACCUUUCGCUCUGACUACUUUGAGUAAUGCUUUGGCGCGAGCAGUGACUGGAAAUCCAAAGGUGCAGAUCACAACAUCAAACCAUCCGCUGCCUCGAACUGAUUAUGACAAAUUAACCCAAGAUAUGAGGCAGAAUAUUGGAUUUCAAAUUGGUUUUAACCUGGCAUUUGGCAUGUCAUUUUUAGCGGCUUCAUUUGUCAUCUUCUUAGUCCAAGAACGCAGCACUAAAGCAAAGCAUCUCCAGUUUGUAUCUGGUGUCAACUUUCUUACAUACUGGGCAGCCUCUGCUAUCUGGGACUACAUAAUCUUCAUGGUUCCAUGCUGUUUGUGCCUUCUUUGUCUUUUUGCCUUCAAUCUUGAUGGUUUAAAUGGAGACCAGCUAGGAAAGAUAAUGAUAGUGUUCAUCUUCUAUGCAUGGGUAACACUUCCCCUCAUGUAUUUGUGUUCAUUCCUCUUUAAUGUACCUGCAUCAAGUUUUACAAAAAUGAUUAUCAUCAACAUCAUAACUGGUAUGGCCACUCUCAUCACAGUGAACAUUCUGCGCAUACCAGACCUUGAACUUCGACAUGUUGCUGAAUAUUUGGAUUGGGUAUUUCUUCUCUUUCCUUCCUAUGCCUUGGCAGCUGCUUUCACAGAUCUGUACAGUAACUGGCGGUUCACUGGCAUUUGCAAAAGAGAAAUAUUUAGCCUCUUGUGUGGUCUGAAAGCAUUUCCCAACCCAUGCUGCAAGAUUGAUGAGAACUGUGGUACUUUUGGCUGUGUUAAAUGGAAUGAAAACUUUGUCGCAUGGGAAUCACUGGGAAUAGGACGUAUGCUCGUGUUUAUGGCACUGGAAGGAUUUGUGGGCUAUAUUAUCAUUGCAUUAAUUGAAAUGAAAGUUUUCCAGGAAAUACAGUAUUCUUUGACUCGUCUGUGGCAUAAAGCUACUGUUGGACAAUCUGUAGAUAUUGAGGGUAGUACAGAUAAACUUGCACAUGAAGAUGAAGAUGUUAAAGCUGAGCGUUUACGGAUUCAGAAUUCUACUGUUGAGCAAUUGUGUAUUACAGAUAAGCUUGUUCUUCAGAACUUGUGUAAAACCUACUCAGGAAACUUAAUGGCAGUAGAUCACCUGAACCUAGGUGUUCCAUUAGGAGAAUGCUUUGGUCUCCUAGGCAUCAAUGGAGCAGGAAAGACAACGACAUUUAAAAUGUUAACAGGAGAUUUACAAGUGUCUAUAGGAGAUGCAUAUGUCAAUGGAUACAGUAUAAAGUCAGAUUUAAAAAAGGUGCAACAGCAAAUUGGAUAUUGUCCGCAGUUUGAUGCACUGCUAGAUCAGAUGACAGGGAGAGAAACACUGAGGAUGUUUGCACGAUUAAGGGGCGUUCCUGAAAAACAGAUCGAUGAAGUAAUUUCUAGUUUAGCAGACCAGUUGAUUGUUACUCAACACCUAGAAAAUUUAUGCGGAAAUUAUAGUGGAGGGAACAAACGUAAACUAAGUACAGGGGUAGCUUUGGUUGGAGACCCACCUCUUGUGCUUCUUGAUGAGCCUACAUCUGGAAUGGAUCCAGUAGCCAGAAGACUUUUGUGGGAUGUUCUAACAAAUGUACGAGAUGCUGGACGAAGCAUUAUUUUGACAUCUCACAGUAUGGAAGAGUGUGAAGCGCUGUGCACACGGCUUGCUAUCAUGGUUAAUGGAAAAUUCUGUUGUCUGGGAUCACCUCAACACCUGAAGAGUAAAUUUAGUGAAGGAUUUUCUAUAAUUAUCAGAGUGCAGAUAACAGACGGAUUCAGCACUAGAAAUGGCCACCUAUCGGAAAUGCCGCCAGAAAUGUUCAAAGUAAAGCAUUUCAUAGAGUCAACUUUCCCAAGAAAUCAGCUGCGUGAAAUGCAGUGGGGCAGAUUUGAAUAUUUUGUCCCAUCAGAAGGCUUAACAUGGUCCUAUGUUUUUGGAAUGCUAGAAAGAAAUCGCAUAGAGUUAGGUAUUGAUGAUUAUUCUGUCACCCAAACUACGCUUGAGAGGGUUUUCUUGUCAUUUACCAGAGGACAGAGACCCGAACAAGAUGGUACUUGAUAAAAAAUUCUGUGAUAACUAUAAUCAACAUUAAGAACUUAGUAUUUUAUUGUAUUUUUGAGGUACUGUAGUGUAAGCUGUAUAUUCUUUGAAUAUCUUGCUAAAGCCUAGAGAUUUUGCUGCUGCAGUAAUUUUAAACCCUGCAAACUUUAUAUGUUAUAACUGCAGGCUAAACUGGUACAGAAAUUGGGAGAACAUUAAAAUUAUAUAGGCCUACUUCUACCUUUAGCUAACAGCAUUUAGUCAGAAAAUAAUUAUUUAGUACAAUAUAUCAUAUACAUGCUCAGCAAAUUACUUUAACAACUUAUGGGUAGCAUGUAGAUACGCUUGUCAUUCAACAUACGGUAUGAAAUUUUAUACUUUUUGAUUGUAACUUUGUAGUUAAAUCUAAUUCUAAUACUAUGAUUUCUAAUGUUAGUGUCAUACUGUUGCACUGAAACUGCUACUCAUCUUUCUCUUAGCUCUUCAUGCUACAAUACAUCAGAAUGAUAAUAUUCAUCCAGAUUGUUCAUAAUCUACAGUAAUGUUAUUUUUAUAAGAACUUUUUAAUGUUUGCAUCAGUAAGUUUUUCAUAUAUACUUUUUCAGUACUGUGGAACACUCCAAAUGUCAUGUCAAUACAGUAGCGAUAAAAGAAUUCUAAAAUCUGAAAGGUUUGCACGAGUAAGUUUUUCAUAGAUACUUUUCAGUACUGUGGAACACUAAAUGUCAUGUCAAUACUGAUAAAGGAAUUCUAAAAUCUAUUUAUGUAUAUUUUUUACUCUAAACCCAGCAUUCAUAUAUAGCCCACAUUCAUGACCUUUGACUGUCCUAGCCACCGUAAUCUUACGUCAAACAGACAUGCCAAAUUUAAUGGUACAGCAUUUGUGCUAUUUAGAUCCUCAUGAGCACAUGCUUCACUUUUUGUGUCUGCCAACUGUUAACAGCUUGUCAGAAACUCCCAGACGGCUUUCAUAUUGCAAGGUUGGCGUACCUUUUAUUUUCAUCUCAACCUUAAGCACCUUAUUUUUUUAAAGUCAUUCAGUGCUUCCAACUUUAUUUACAGACUGAAUUAACUCAGACUGCUCCUAUACAGAGGUACUAGUGUAUAGAGUUACUAAGUAGUAAUUUAAUAAUUAAUUGACCAUGAUGCUCUUGCCAAAGUCUGUGUCCUAAGUCAUUAGCUUUUGCUUGUAAGUAUAAGUUGUAAGCACAGUAUGUAAUUAUCUCUUGUUACUUUGGGAACAAUAUUCUGUUACAGAUAUUUGCAGUACGUAGUUCCAGUACUAUGUAUACUUUAUAAUUAUUUCUAAUAUUCAUUUAUAAUUACGUAUUUCUAAUAUUCAUGUUUUCUGGGUACCAAUAUACUAAUUAGGGU